Messenger RNA from Ogataea parapolymorpha DL-1, 594 nucleotides. RefSeq names its product Regulator of ribosome biosynthesis. Gene Ontology annotation, cellular component: preribosome, large subunit precursor; nucleus; nucleolus. Lineage: Eukaryota; Fungi; Ascomycota; Pichiomycetes; Pichiales; Pichiaceae. The coding region runs from base 1 to 594 and encodes 197 amino acids. The record is from RefSeq and is a predicted model, not a curated record. The transcript has 2 exons. Gene Ontology annotation, molecular function: protein binding. Gene Ontology annotation, biological process: ribosomal large subunit export from nucleus; ribosome biogenesis; endonucleolytic cleavage in ITS1 to separate SSU-rRNA from 5.8S rRNA and LSU-rRNA from tricistronic rRNA transcript (SSU-rRNA, 5.8S rRNA, LSU-rRNA).
AUGACUAGCGAACACCAAGUCAAACCUGUGACGGUUGAGAAACCUAUUCCAGUCAACUAUGAUUUGGGCAACCUUGCUGUGUUCGACCCUAAUCCUUUGGAAGCCUCGAAAAUCACAAAUGACAAAACAAAAAACGAUUACUUGAGAGACGUGACCAGAGAUAAUGUGCAACUGCUAAUCAACCAGGUGCUUUCGCUCCCAUUGAAAAAGACGAGCGACAACUCCAAUGGACAAAACUCGACAAUGACGCUGAUUCAGCUGCCUGAUCCGACUACACAGCUCCCUCGCGAAAAGAGCAUACCUAAGGCCAAAGAACCAACCAAAUGGGAAUUAUUUGCCGCCAAGAAAGGCAUCAAGAAGAAGGGCAAGGACGGAAAGCUUGUGUACGACGAGAGAACCGGCAAAUGGGUCAACAAAUGGGGCUACAAAGGAAAGAACAAGGAGGUCGAGUCGGACUGGCUGGUCGAGCUUGAUGACAAGAACGUGGGUACGGAAAAUGAGCUCAUUGAUCCGCGUACGUUGAGCAGAAUGGAGCGCAAAAAGCUGGUGAAAAAGAACGAGCUGCAGAUGAAGCGUAAUCGUGAGAAAAUUUAG